UUUGCUCAGGUUGUGGUUGGCUGUUUUUCUCAGCUUCCUGUCACCAGAGGAUGAUCCUUCAUAACGGAAGCUUCAUAUUUCAAUGAGAAAAUAGUGAAAUUCGAGACCGAGACGGAACAUUUACCUUUGCAUUCAGUCAAGAUGAUCCACAGUCUCUUCCUGGUCAACUCCUCAGGAGACAUUUUCCUGGAGAAGCACUGGAAGAGUGUGGUGAGCCGUUCUGUGUGCGACUACUUCUUUGAGGCCCAGGAACGUGCCAGUGAGCCGGAGAACGUCCCGCCUGUGAUCCCCACUCCUCACCACUACCUUAUCAAUGUUCUAAGACAUCGCAUAUACUUUGUGGCGGUCAUACAGAGUGAGGUGCCGCCACUCUUUGUGAUUGAGUUUCUGCACAGAGUCGUCGACACAUUUCAGGACUACUUUGGUGUCUGCACAGAGGCUGCCAUCAAGGACAAUGUGGUCGUGGUCUAUGAACUACUUGAGGAGAUGUUGGACAACGGCUUUCCCCUGGCCACCGAGUCUAACAUCCUCAAAGAGCUUAUCAAGCCUCCCACCAUUCUCCGCACAAUGGUCAACACUAUCACAGGCAGCACCAAUGUGGGUGAACAGCUCCCGACUGGCCAGUUGUCAGUGGUACCAUGGCGACGCACUGGCGUCAAAUACACCAACAAUGAGGCCUAUUUCGAUGUGGUGGAGGAGAUAGACGCCAUCAUUGAUAAAUCAGGUUCCACAAUAACGGCGGAAAUCCAGGGAGUCAUCGAUGCCUGCGUCAAACUGACUGGCAUGCCUGACCUCACACUGUCAUUUAUGAAUCCUCGGCUGCUGGAUGAUGUCAGUUUUCAUCCAUGUGUUCGAUUCAAGCGCUGGGAGGCUGAGCGGAUCCUCUCCUUCAUCCCUCCCGAUGGAAACUUCCGGCUACUUUCCUAUCAUGUCAGCUCUCAGAACCUGGUGGCAAUUCCAGUGUACGUCAAGCACAACAUUACUUUCCGUGAAGGAAGCUCCCAAGGGCGAUUUGACUUGACACUUGGCCCCAAGCAGACCAUGGGCAAGGCUGUGGAGUCGGUCCUAGUCAGCAGUCAGCUUCCUCGGGGAGUUCUCAACGCCAAUCUUAACCCCUCCCAGGGAACAUACACCUUUGACCCAGUCACAAAGUUGUUGACCUGGGAUGUUGGCAAGAUCAACCCCCAGAAGCUUCCCAGCUUGAAAGGGACCAUGAGUCUGCAGGUGGGAGCCUCCAAGCCUGAUGAGAACCCUACCAUCAACAUCCAGUUCAAAAUCCAACAGAUGGCCAUCUCAGGGCUGAAGGUGAACCGCCUGGACAUGUACGGGGAGAAGUAUAAACCUUUCAAAGGCAUCAAGUACAUGACCAAGGCUGGCAAAUUCCAGGUCCGGACAUAAGAACACCACUUCUUCUCUAAAUGGACCAAACAUCCUUGGAAUUGUGAGGAGGGUUAUGAUGUGAUUUUUGUGUGUGUGUGUGUGGGGGGGGGUCUUUUUGUGUGUGGGGGUGCAUGUUUACAUACAUCACAGGAUUUAACCCCACAAUUUGAGGACUCAUUGGAGCAACAAAUUACCAAGAAGUCAUCAAAUGCUUGAACCCAGUGGAAACAACCUAAGCUUUUGUGAAUAUCCAAGGUGAUCCAAAUACUAAUAAUGUACUCCUAUAACCUUAUAUUUCUUGAUCAUUUCAGUCAUUCCAAGCUACCAGAGCAAUGGUAACUUAGGUGCUGUUAAAUCCAGAUGAAAGUAACUCAAAUUUUAUGAUCCCUUACAAUUUAUAAAUAAUUACUGAAUGCAUCGUUUUAUUUGUUUCCCUGAAAUCCUGGCUGCUACUGUCUUGCUAUACCGUUUUGUUUCCUGUAUUUAUAUAUCAUCCUCCCCCGUUCAGCUUAUGUGCUUUGCUUUGCAAUUUGUAUUUGUUUUCGCUAGAAUAUACACUGGCAUAAGAGUAUACAAUAAGCUGUUCACAGUCGAGCACUUUCACUUCUGCUGGAGCAAAAUUGAAUGAAGUUGGUGCGGUGUCACUGUCUCCUGUCUAGAACACUCUUUCCACCGUGGUGUUUCUGCAAUAUUAUAAAGUAUACAUUCACUUAUUUUAUUCUCAGGUCCUGCAGAGAUGAUGCAUGAGGGCAUGUGCGCACUGUUUGAAUGUAUCACGUUUAAAUAAUUUAAGUUAACCGGACGGUAGAUAUAAUUGUUUGGUCAUCUGUACAAUAUUUUCCUCUUCUCAAGAAAGAACAGGAUGAUUCAAAAAUUGACUUAUUAAAUAUGUACUCGGCCCCCCUGAAUAUGCGCUCAAACACAUUAGUUUAACAAUUUGUGUUGUACUACCUACCCAUAUUUAUUUGUAAUCUUCCUGAGAGCAACAUAGUGCUCAUUAUAAAUGAGUCAAUCCACAUAUUUGUUUAGUUUCUUGAGAAAAUGUGUUUUUAGUGGCAUGCGUUCUACAAAAUACUCCUUCAAACUUGGGCUUAUUUGUAUAUUUUAAAAAAAAAAGAGAGAGACAAAAAAGUCAGGGUGAGGGAGGUCACGGGUAAAAGUUCCCUAUUGACAGGAUUGUAAAAAUGGGAACCAGUUGGAGAUGCUCGUGUGCUUGCUGGCCAUCCAGAACCCCAGGUGAAGUGCAGCAGAACCAUUUGCGUGCCUCUCACUCUAUCAUCUCUUUUUGCUUGCCUCUAUGUGUGUGAUCUGCUUCUAUGUGUGGUUUGCAUCACUCAGUAACAUUGAAAUGCAUGUUUAUUUUCCCCGAGCAAAAAUGUGUACUUACUCAUUAAAGUUCAGAAAAGUGAAAUGUUACAUUUAAAACUAUUAUUCACAAAAAUUAAACCGUAGGCGAGUCUAAUUGUCUUCAGCAUUGUAUAAAUUGUUCUUGGAUUCAAUUAUAAGUGGACACAAAAUGGAUUUUGAAAAUGUCCCGUUCAUUUAUAUCGAGUACUGUCAUCGCGCCUCAUUGUCACCAGGGCAACUGAGACGAAAUCGGUCCACCAUCAGCAGUGAUGGCGCUAUACCAGCGCUAGAGGGUGCUGUAACCCCGUCAGAAAUCUGCGUGGCCCCAAUUAAGUCCUUCAAGCAUUUGAUUUGAUCGUCUAAAAUAGACGUACUUUCGAAAUUCUUUCUCAGCCCCGUUAUGUAUUGGUCAAGCACCCCUUUAGCCCCGGGAGAGAAAUAAUCCUGGAGCCGUGCCUCUCGACCAUUAUAUUCUGUUUCAGUGCUCGAAGCAGCUUGUGGUUGCUGUUUGAAUUGUGG
Molecule: messenger RNA, 3246 nt
Organism: Hippocampus zosterae (dwarf seahorse)
Lineage: Eukaryota; Metazoa; Chordata; Actinopteri; Syngnathiformes; Syngnathidae
Gene: ap3m2
Product: adaptor related protein complex 3 subunit mu 2
Exons: 9
Coding region: 142-1398 (418 amino acids)
Biological process (GO): intracellular protein transport; endocytosis
Cellular component (GO): clathrin adaptor complex; cytoplasmic vesicle
Source: RefSeq, a predicted model, not a curated record